AUGCAUACACCAACUAUUUCCAACCAAACUGAUCGCACCGGAACCGCCCCAGCCCUCCGCUACGACGGCGCCGGCCCCGAUGAAUACUUAAGUGAUACAGAUAGCUAUAAUGAUAAUGAUUCUGAUUGUGGAUCAGAUGAUUAUAAUAACUACGAGUCUAAUUAUGGGUCCGAUAAUGAAGAAGCUUCCUGCGCUUCAACCAGCACUACCGAAGCUGUAAAAGAACGAAAGGUUAAUGUGACAUAUACUCUGAGGCAAGAAAACUUCAAUGGCUCUAGUUUAUAUAACGCUUAUGACCGAAGUGAAGUGGAAAAUAAAUUGGUUAUAAAAAUCGACCAAGAUGCCGAUCAUGCCCCUAAAUUUUCUGUUGCCGAUUACAUUUCUGAAGUUUAUGGCUUACCUGGGAUUCAUGAAUGUAUUAAUGGUCAUAAACCUUUAAGAGCUGAUAUUCUCAAUGGAUUAGUAAUCACUACAUCAUCAGACCCUAGCAAGUGUAGCUACCAUAUUUUAUACGCACCGGCUCUCCUUAUCGAUCAUCAUGAACUCAAAGCAUUUACUGAAUUAGUAUAUACCAUAACCGGUGAAAAAUUCGGCAAUUUUAUUGAUUGUAUUUUGCCUGGUCAUAAUUUUAACCUUCGCCUAAUUGGUUCUGCAAAAAAAGGUUGGGUGAAACGCAUUCUCCAAUUCUCUCUAGAUAAUGGCUGGAAUGAACUCGAUCACGUUAGGGUUCAACCGCCUCCUAGUUUGGGACUUGAAGUAAGACCUCGGAUGCUUAGUGAAGAAAAAAAUAAUAAUCCACUAAGAAUAAUCGUGGGUCAGGAUGUAUUGCAAAAAUGCGCGAACCUUGUUUUGCAAAAGCAUUCUAACUAUCUUAGGGAUUGGACUAUCGAAGAAAAAGACUCAGAAAACUUCGUAUAUUUCAACUGGAAAGGUCUACUAGAAUGUCCACUAUGUAAACGUAUACAUGACAAGGAUCAGCGGUGGUUCGGCCAUGUAUGCGCUAGCAAAAAAAUUCAGCAAGAAAAUAAAAAUUCACCGCAAGUCUCUCACAAGGUAAGAGGCCCUGGCUUCCCUAAAGCCUUCGUAAAAAUGCCACCCUGGGUUAAGUAUAAUGAAACCCUUACAGCGACAGAAAUAUAUGAGGAGAGAUAUGUAAGACCAUUACCCAAUGAAGGCGAUAUCUAUGUUGGAUCACCUUGGGAGACAGGAAAAACAUAUGUUCUAGAGCAUCUUACUAUAUCUGAUGACGUGAAUUUGCUAGUAUUAUCCACGCGCCACUCCUAUUCGAAUGCAGUUACUACCAGACUUAAUCUCAAAUCAUAUUGUGAUAUCGAUGGUAAUAUAAAUCUACCUGAUCAUAAGAGGGUAGUGUGUCAGAUAGAAAGCUUACAUCGGAUUACAAAUAAUUGCAAAUGUAAUAAAAAAUGCAAAUGUCUUCCAAUCCAAUAUGACUUGUGGCUUGAUGAAAUAGUGUCUAUAAUUGCUCAAGCACAAAGUCAUCUGGCAGGUCAAUCGAUAGAGAAGUUAUAUAAAUUGAUCCAAGACGCGAGGCGCAUUAUUGUAAUGGAUAAUGACCUAACUGACCUUAACAUUGAAUGGAUUAAGGCCCUUCGUAAGAAUAUACCUCUCUCUAUUAUCCACAAUACUUACCAGCCUCAGAAAGGUAAGACAUUCCGCUUGGCUCCUAAUAAAGAAACAGUAUUAGCUGAACUUUGGGAAUGGGCUAAGCAAAUGUCUUUAUUACCUUUUGAGAAUCGGACAAGCGUAUCGCUCAUCUGUCACCUUAGAAAAGAUGUGCAAGGAAUAGUUCGUGCUCUCAAGACUGAUUUUCCAGAAUUACGGAUCAAGGAAUACCACGGCAAGUCUGAUCCGGUAGAAAAGGCUCAUGACUUCAGCAACGUGGAAGAGUCGUGGAAAGAUGUAGACUUAGUUGCCUAUACAAGCACUUUAAAAAUAGGAGUAUCCUGCACUAAUCCUAAGUUCAGACGGGCAUUCUGUCUUUUUAAUAGCUACAUAGAAACAAAUGCCGGGACGAAUCAGAUAGAAAGGUUUAUUCCAAUGGUUGUUGAAUGCCAAACGGGAAUGUCUCCCCCGGGAACUUCAGAAUAG
Rhizophagus irregularis DAOM 181602=DAOM 197198 is the source of this 2109-nucleotide messenger RNA. The record is from RefSeq and is a predicted model, not a curated record. NCBI's taxonomy places the organism in Eukaryota, Fungi, Glomeromycota, Glomeromycetes, Glomerales, Glomeraceae.